AUGCCAUCAACAUACCGCGUCGUCGAACCACACCCCUCAGUCCCCCACGCCGGCCGACCAGCCGUCUACACCGGCCGAGGCGGCUGCGGAAACGUCGUCAAUCUCAAGAACACCAAGACAACCGACUCGCGCAGCGCAACGGGACCCGCCUCCCUCGCCCGCCUCGACUCCCGCAUCCCAGCAACCUUCACCUCCGGCCGCGGCGGCGCGGGCAACGUACACAGCAGCUCGGAGCGCGCCAUCUUCAGCUUCGACGAAGAGCUCGAGCGUGAUCUGCGCCGCGCCGCACCAGUCUACCACGUCGGCCGCGGCGGCGCCGGUAACACCAUGUACCGCGACGACUGCAGCGAGCCCAGUCUGACUCGCAAGUACUCUGCGGCCAGCACGGCGACGAAUUCUAGCACGGGCUCUGUGACGGAUCGCGCAAGGGAUAUGGCCCGUCGUGGGCUGGAGAAGGGUUGGGGGAAGUUGAAGGGUACUGCUUAG
Molecule: messenger RNA, 486 nt
Organism: Penicillium vulpinum
Lineage: Eukaryota; Fungi; Ascomycota; Eurotiomycetes; Eurotiales; Aspergillaceae
Product: DUF3602 domain-containing protein
Exons: 1
Coding region: 1-486 (161 amino acids)
Source: RefSeq, a predicted model, not a curated record